Molecule: messenger RNA, 1065 nt
Organism: Parastagonospora nodorum SN15
Lineage: Eukaryota; Fungi; Ascomycota; Dothideomycetes; Pleosporales; Phaeosphaeriaceae
Exons: 1
Coding region: 1-1065 (354 amino acids)
Cellular component (GO): mitochondrion
Molecular function (GO): molybdenum ion binding; oxidoreductase activity
Source: RefSeq, a predicted model, not a curated record
AUGGCCUCUGAAGAACAACCUUCUCAGACAAUUGUCCAGUCAGCGCUGGAAUCGGAUAAAGAAAGACAUGCAUUCAUCCGACUAGAUCCCAGCGGCUUCACAAUCCGCCAUCCGCCGCCUCCGCACGAGCUCUCUACCUACAUAACGCCCGACACCCAACUCUUCCAAACGAUCCACAUGGGUGCCGCUAUCAUAGAUCCAGAUCUUUACAAGAUUGUCGUCGAUGGCCUUGUCUCUCGACCCUUCUCCAUCACUCUCGAUGAGCUCAAACGCAUGCCGCAAACAACCAUUACCGCAUUCCACGAAUGCUACGGUAGUCCAUUGAAACCACCCACAGAGGCAUUGUGGCGCAUAGGAAAUGUCAAAUGGACGGGCGUUAGACUGUCCCAUGUGCUAGAUUUAGCUGGUGUAUCUCCGUCCACACUCAAAGAAGAAUUAUUUGUAUGGUCAGACGGUCUCGAUCGCGGCUCCUUCGCUGGCAUAAACGCAGAUCGGUAUCAAAAAGACCUUCCGUUAUCGAAAGCGCUAUCUCCAGAAGUUCUAGUCGCGUAUGAGAUGAACGGCGAACCUUUGAGUAUAGAGCGUGGCGGACCGGCGAGGCUUGUAGUGCCGGGGUGGUUUGGCACGAAUUCGACAAAGUGGCUGUGUAGGUUGAGCGUGCAGGGGGAAAGGGCACAGGGGCCGUAUACAACGAGGUUCUACAAUGAGGUAGAUAUGGCUGGGGACGUGAGGCCGGUUUGGAAGGUUGAAGUCAACUCGAUGAUUGUUCGGCCGAGGCCUGGGGAAGAGCUGGAUGGCCCUCAAGUCUUGGUCUGCGGAUGGGCGUGGAGUGAUGAUGGCGUUAAAGCGGUUGAACUGAGUGCUGACGAUGGCACGACCUGGUAUGAAGCGGUCGUGGAGAAGAGAUUUGAGUACGAGUGGCAACGAUUUGAAAUGCUGAUCAAUUUAUUUUCUGGCAGACAGAGCAUCAUCGCAAGGGCGACUUCUAUUUCCGGUCAUCAACAACCACUUACUGGCCAUCGGAACCACAUGCAUGAAAUUGAAGUGGAAGUUAAGAAUAAUUGA